AUGGUGCUGCUGGGCCCGACUGCGAAGUCUAUUAGGGAGAUGUUGGCAGUCUGUGAGGUAUAUGCCGCAUCACACGGACUAAUUUAUAAUGUUAAAAAAAGCGAGUUCAUGGUCUUCAAGGCCGCCGGUAGGUGUCCAGAGUCAUUUCCAGCUAUUUCGCUAAAUGGCAUGAGUGUAAAACAGGUGUCUCAUUUUAAAUAUCUUGGACAUAUACUUGCCGACGACCUUAAAGAUGAUGACGACGUCGAGAGGGAACGCAGGGCUUUGGCGGUCCGCGGAAAUAUGCUGGCCCGCAGCCCGCGCCUGUACUGA
Hyposmocoma kahamanoa is the source of this 312-nucleotide messenger RNA. RefSeq lists its product as uncharacterized. The transcript has a single exon. The record is from RefSeq and is a predicted model, not a curated record. NCBI's taxonomy places the organism in Eukaryota, Metazoa, Arthropoda, Insecta, Lepidoptera, Cosmopterigidae. The coding region runs from base 1 to 312 and encodes 103 amino acids.